GGCCCAGCUGCUUCUUUCUUUAAAGCACUCCACAGAGAGAUCCAACUCCUUUUCUCCUCACACACACCCCUCAUCACCAUCAUCAUCCGCACUCUCUCCCUCGCAAAAAGAAGCGUCCGUCGAGAAUGUCGUACCAACAAGAUCGAAACUUUGCCCCGCCCCCGCCACACGGCCAGCAGCCCUACUACGGCCAGCAAGGUGCCCCACCUCCCCAAGGCUACCCCGGGCAGCCUCCUCCUCAAGGCUACUACCCCCCACCGCAGAACUACGGUCCGCCUCCACAGAACUAUGGUCCGCCUCCACAGAACUACGGCCCACCUCCACAGCAAGGUUACGCUCCUCCCCCGCAAGGCUACCCCCCACAGGGCUACCCGCCGCCGCCUCCCCAGGGCUACCCACAAUACGGCGCACCGCCACCCCACGGCCACGCACCUCCGCAAGUAGGCUACCACGCACCCUCGCCGGGCCACCCACAAGGCUACGGCCCCCCACCGCAAGGUUACCAUCAGCCACCACCACCGCAGCAACAACCGCACGGCUAUGCCCCGCCCCACGGCCCGCCACCCCACCAACCCCCCGUCCACAUCGAUGUCACCGCCGACGUCGCCGCGAUUCAAAAAGCCUGCAAAGGCUUUGGCACCGACGACGCAGCGCUGAUCCGGGUCCUCGCCUCGCGCGACGGCCCCACCAUCGACGCCAUCCGCCGCGGCUACCACCAUAGCGGCGGGCUGAUAAAAACGCUCGAGGCGGAAACCUCCGGCGACUUCCGCACGGCGCUGGUGGCGACCGCGCUCGGCCCCAUUGAAUCCAGCGUAUUCAUGGCGAACCGGGCGGUGGCCGGCAUCGGCACGGACGAGGCGAUGCUCACCGAAGCGCUCAUGGGGCGCACCAACGCCGAGAUGGCCUCGAUCAACCAGCUGUACCAGGUGCGCUACGGCCGCAGCCUCGAGACCGCCGUGCGCAGCGACCUCAGCAUGAAGACCGAGGAGCUAUUCGUCAUGGCGCUCAAAGUGCAGAAGCCCGACGAGUGGGUGCAGCCCGACAUGCGCGCGGUCGCCAACGACGUGGCCGUCAUGUUCGGCGCCACCAAGGCGCGCGUCGGCACGGAUGAAACCUCGGUCUCCGGAAUCAUCAUCCGCAGCAAUGAGGCUCACCUCCGCGCUGUCUGUAAGGAGUACAACCGCAUCCAUGGCGACAUCACGAAAAUGAUCCGCUCCGAGUUCUCCGGCCACAUGCGCGACGCCUUCCUCUACGUCAUCGAGGGCGCCCUCGAUAAGGCAAAGCGCGAUGCAGACCUCCUCGAGGCCGCGAUGAAGGGCUUCGGCACAAAGGAUGAUCAUCUGAUCAUGCGCGUCGUUAGGAUUCAUUGGAAUAAGAGGCAUCUGGAGAACGUGAAGCUUACGUACAGGAACACGUACGGAAAGGAUCUGGGCAAAAGGAUUCGCGGGGAGACUAGUGGGCAUUAUAGGGAUAUGCUGUUGGCGUUGAUUCAGUAAUUGGUGGAUUAUGUUGGGUGUAGGGUGAAUGGUUGCGUUUUGUUGUUUUACUGGUGUUUUUUGUGUGCUUUUUCCUGCUGCUUCUAUGAUAUAUGCUUCGAGUUAAUUUCUUACAUACCUGGGUCGCUUUAACUAUGGCUGGCUGGCUGUUUUGUGCUGGUUUUCUUCUUCCGUUUUACCGUUUCUCGUUUGAUAUUGCUUACUCUUACUACAAUGAGUAGGUGGUAUUUAUUGGCAUACAAAAUCGUUCCACAAGGA
This is a messenger RNA of Tricharina praecox, 1754 nucleotides long. RefSeq lists its product as uncharacterized. The coding region runs from base 126 to 1496 and encodes 456 amino acids. The record is from RefSeq and is a predicted model, not a curated record. Gene Ontology annotation, molecular function: calcium-dependent phospholipid binding; calcium ion binding. Gene Ontology annotation, cellular component: cytoplasm. The transcript has a single exon. Lineage: Eukaryota; Fungi; Ascomycota; Pezizomycetes; Pezizales; Pyronemataceae.